UCCUCGGUCCCUCCUUCCAAGGUUUCAUCAUUUGCACCUUCCCCGCCAACCACAUCUAUUGUCAAUUGUGCGGCAGAGGAAGGAACAAAGGAACUCCUACGACACCUUUUGUAACAUUUUGUCUUGACUGCAACGAAAGAAUAUGCGACAGGGAAGACUCGACUGGCUGGUCCCACAAUGAAGGACACGUUGCGGAAAACAAGGUCCAAAAUAGACCAAGGCAAUGAGUUUGAUGUCAGUUCCGACCUGACCUUUCAUUCCUCAGAGUCCCAUUCCCCCAACCCGUGGGCCAGCGAGAAUUCAUCUGCGGUCAACGGAGAAGACAUACUAUCUCGUCAAGUGUCAAAGACCUCCAAAAGCACUGGUACCACUUCCCCCAAUCGCAAUUUUGCUCAAUCACAAUCCCCCUCUCCAGCGGCUUCUCGUCUGGAACCCCCCGUGGAGGCUGCCCCUUCUGCCGAUGAGCCCGCCAAAGUAACUCGACGGCGGAAGACUGUUACCAAAACUCCUCAUACUUUUGAACUCGAAACUGAUCUGCACCCUCCAAAACCAAAAGAACAACAGCCUCCCCCGGAACCCCCGAAGCAGGAGCCAGUUAUGACUUCGCCCGCCCCCAAAAAGAAGAAACGAGUAUCUUCUGUCGUCCCACCCGUCGAUGGAGUAGCAGCUGGAGCUCCAGCGCCAUCCCCCGUGCAAUCAACGACGCCCAAAGUUGUUCCGAUCGUCCAACAGCCUCCUACUCCUACGACUAAGUCGGCGGUUGCCCCUGCGCCAGCUCCAGCUCCAGCUCCAGCUCCAGCUACAGCAAAAGAACCCAACGGUUCUUCGUCGGUCUCUUCCCCAACAUCAACCAAGUCACCUACUCCUGGACCGGCGCCAGUAAAUCCCUUCACUUCAACCCGACCCAAAAAAUCCCUUUCGACUUCGGCUCCUCUCCUUGCUCCCAACCCUUGUCGCUUUACCCCUCCGCCCCUUCCACAGGAGGCAUUUCAUGGAAAGGUCAUUGUCAUAACCAACGGUGCCUCGCAGAUCGGACAAUCUGUCGUUCGUCAACUCCACUCCGCCGGAUGUCGAGUCAUCUUUGGUGAUACCAACGCUGAUCAGGCUCGCAAAUUCAUCAGCUCAUUGGGUCCUCCACAUGUGGUCCACUUCAACAAGGUGGAUAUGACGAGGUAUGGUGAUAUGCUCGAACUGUUCAAACUUGCUGUGACCAUGUAUGGCCGUGUCGACCAUGCCAUCUUCAACGUUGGCGACGAUGGAGGACAUGCAUGCACGGUCGGAGAAGGAGAAAGGGGAUGGUUCGAGGAUCGAACGGGCAUCAACAAAACUCCUCGCAUGGCUUAUAGUGAAGUUGAAACAGAGCCGGCUAAUCUCGGAGACGUGUUAAUUGCUAGUGUGCGCUUCGCCCGCAUCGCUCUAGCAUAUCUCAAAUACUCUCCAAAGGGAAAGGCCCGCAAGAAGCCGGUCAACCCCUUCUACACUGCCCCACCUCCGUCGUCCUCAGACGAGGGAAAGGACGAUCGAAGUCUGACCUUCGUGACGAGUAUCGCCGCUUUCAAGGAAAUGCCGCUUCUUCCCAUCUAUCAAGUGACCCAACAUUCAAUUCUUGGACUGGUACGAAGUUUACGGACCACCGUCGACCCGGACCCGGAACGUGAUGGGGUUAGAAUCAAUGCUGUGGCAACCAACAUCAUGGUGCCGAGAGCUGUUGCCCAGUCAGGAGGCCGCAUGUCUGUCCAGCUCCCACCUGAUCGGCCGGAAGAUGUUGGACGUGUGAUCGUCGGUGUGUUGGCAACAAACUCGAGCACACCAAGCGUAGGAGGCGGGGACACGGGUAUUUCCAAUGGGGGUGGAAUAUGGUAUGAGAAAGGGUUUGAGAGAGGCAUGCGAGAAAAGUAUCUUCAUGGUAGAAUUCUUUACAGUGUUGGAUCUGAAUCUUGGGAUAUACAGGAAGGGUUGGAUCGAAGUGAGAACAUUUGGGUCGGAGGAUCGAGCAGCGAGGCUCUUGCUAGAGGCAUGGCUGGAUUGGGUAUCACAGGAAAGAUGAGUGGGUCGGAGAGUACUUGGAUAUUGGACCUUGCGUGAUAGGCGUGAAGUUGGUCCUCGAAUAGACUGGAAAGGAUCUAUUUGGCAAUUUCUGGGAUUCUCAUAUCCAGUGAAGGAUGCAUCUGAUCCAUGAUUCAUGUGGCGACAUACGAAGACAGCAAAACAUAGACGCUCCUGGAAACUUUGGUCUCAAUAUCAGUGGUCGUGAAAUGAAUGUUGAUUUGGUUUGGUUAUGAUAG
Messenger RNA from Exophiala mesophila, 2285 nucleotides. RefSeq lists its product as uncharacterized. The coding region runs from base 178 to 2085 and encodes 635 amino acids. The record is from RefSeq and is a predicted model, not a curated record. The transcript has a single exon. NCBI's taxonomy places the organism in Eukaryota, Fungi, Ascomycota, Eurotiomycetes, Chaetothyriales, Herpotrichiellaceae.